AUGCCUUCAGAGGUGCUUGUUCCGCUGUCGCGGUGCAGCACCAACGCGCUCGCUCCAUUACGUGCUCCAAAGGCCAGCGCCAGCGACGUUUUGCUGCCGGGUGUUUUGUCUGUUGAGAGGGAACUGUUUUCACCAUCUCAGAAGUACCAGCUCCUUGUAUAUCAUGCAGACUCUCUCUUUCAUGAUAAGGAGUAUAGAAAUGCUGUCAGUAAGUAUACAAUGGCCUUGCAGCAGAAAAAAGCAUUGAGUAAAACCUCAAAAGUAAGACCUUCUACUGGGAAUGCUGCGUCAACUCCCCAAAGCCAGUGUUUACCAUCUGAAAUUGAAGUGAAAUAUAAAAUGGCUGAAUGUUAUACAAUGCUGAAGCAAGAUAAAGAUGCCAUUGCUAUCCUUGAUGGGAUUCCUUCCAGACAGAGGACCCCAAAGAUCAAUAUGAUGUUGGCAAAUCUAUACAAGAAAGCAGGUCAAGAACGCUCAUCUGUUACAAGCUACAAAGAAGUGCUGAGACAGUGUCCUUUAGCACUCGAUGCCAUACUAGGCUUGCUCUCGCUGUCAGUGAAGGGUGCGGAAGUGGCCUCUAUGACGAUCAACAUCAUUCAGAGCAUUCCUAACUUGGACUGGCUUUCCGUGUGGAUCAAGGCCUAUGCUUUUGUGCAUACUGGAGAUAACACAAGAGCAAUAAAUACCAUUUGCUCUUUAGAGAAAAAGUCAUUGCUGAGGGAUAAUGUAGACUUACUGGGGAGCUUAGCAGACCUGUAUUUCAGAGCCGGAGAUAAUAAAAACUCUAUUCUAAAAUUUGAACAAGCACAAAUGCUGGAUCCUUACCUAAUAAAAGGAAUGGAUGUGUAUGGUUAUUUAUUGGCACGUGAAGGUCGACUAGAGGAUGUGGAGAACUUGGGCUGUCGUCUCUUCAAUAUUUCUGAUCAACAUGCAGAACCCUGGGUGGUAUCUGGGUGUCAUAGUUUCUACAGUAAACGAUACUCUCGUGCCUUAUACUUAGGAGCCAAAGCUAUCCAGCUUAAUAGUAACAGCGUUCAAGCUCUGCUGCUGAAAGGAGCUGCUCUUCGGAACAUGGGCCGAGUACAGGAAGCGAUUAUACACUUCCGUGAAGCAAUACGUCUUGCACCUUGCAGGCUGGAUUGCUAUGAAGGUCUCAUCGAAUGUUACUUAGCAUCCAACAGUAUCCGUGAAGCUAUGGUUAUGGCAAAUAAUGUAUAUAAAACCCUGGGAGCAAAUGCACAGACACUCACCCUGUUGGCAACAGUCUGUCUGGAAGACCCAGUCACGCAGGAAAAAGCAAAAACAUUAUUGGACAAAGCGCUAACGCAAAGACCUGAUUACAUUAAAGCUGUGGUAAAGAAAGCAGAACUUCUUAGUAGAGAACAAAAGUAUGAAGAUGGAAUUGCUUUGCUGAGGAAUGCACUGGCUAAUCAGAGUGACUGCGUUCUGCACCGAAUACUGGGAGACUUUCUCGUAGCUGUCAACGAGUACCAGGAAGCAAUGGACCAGUACAGCAUUGCCCUGAGUUUGGAUCCAAAUGAUCAGAAGUCACUAGAAGGAAUGCAGAAAAUGGAAAAAGAGGAAAGUCCGACAGAUGCAACCCAGGAAGAAGACGUGGAUGAUAUGGAGGGAAGUGGGGAAGAGGGGGACUUGGAAGGCAGUGACAGUGAAGCAGCGCAGUGGGCAGAUCAAGAACAGUGGUUUGGCAUGCAGUAACGGCCUCUCAUCCUGCUACUCGUCUUGGCAUUUCAGCAUAGCACCAGGGCCAUUCGUCUUUCAAGAACAUAAACUAUGAUUUUUGCAGUAACGAAGGACUUUCUUAAUUUCUUUUUUUUUUUUUAAAUAGACUCUGUAACGAUUUCAUAGUUCUGUGCAUCUCGGUGCCAUGAAGAUUCUUGAUGCUUCUUAUUUAUUAAGUGUAAAGGACUUCAAUGUAUUGGAAGCUAUUUGCAACUUUCAUUUCAAAAA
This is a messenger RNA of Opisthocomus hoazin, 1968 nucleotides long. The record is from RefSeq and is a predicted model, not a curated record. NCBI's taxonomy places the organism in Eukaryota, Metazoa, Chordata, Aves, Opisthocomiformes, Opisthocomidae.